GAGGCGGCCCCGGAGAGGCGAGGCCUGCGUGCGCGCCGCCGCGUCCCCUGGCCCCAGCCUACCUCCAGGUUUUCCCCUCCCCCGCACCGCUCGGCGGCGCCGAGGUGUGCGGAGGUGGGGGACCGGCGAGCGGAGCCGGCUGCUUGCUCGGCGCGGCCCGAUUGUUUUAAAACUCGCCAGCGAAUGCCUUCCGCUGCAGAGAGAGGAUGUGCCUGCCCAGCAGCACGCAGCAAACCGGAGGGUCUUAGCUUACGCCUCCUGGGACUAGGGAGAAAGUAACCAGGACGAGGGAGCUCAACCCAGGCGGAGAGCAGCCCGGCGGGCGCGGGACGCGGGACGCCCGGCGGGGGCGCAGGGCCCGCGGGCUCUCGGCCGCGAGCCGGGCCGCCAGGGGCGAAGGACUUAAAUAGCGGGGGCCGGAGGGGGCGGCGGGCCCGCGCGUGACGAUACUUUCCGAGGAAGGCUGGGGCAGCCGAGGAGUUUGCAGAUCGGCCUCACCCUCCCGUCUCCCCCCCACCCCAAGAGGGGAAGGGGAAAAAAAAAAAAAAGUGGAAGGGAGGCGGGGAGAGGAGCCACCCCGUUUCCUCCCCUGGAUUCUGCGGAAGGGCUGGGGCGGCGCGGGCAGAGAGAGGGCGCGGACCGAGCGGACCAAUGGCAGUCAACAGGUCCAGGCCUCGGCAGGGCCGCGGGCCCGGCCUCCUCUCGCCGCCCGGGGCCCUCCCCGCCCCCGCCGGCCCUGCCCGGCUGCCGUCUCGGCCACCAGGGCCCCGGUGGGGGCGGGGCGGGGGUUCCCCCGGCGGAGAAUCCUCCCGCGGGGCGAGCGGCGCAGGGGGAGGGGCCGCCAGUCCCGGCAAUGGAGGAUUAGGAAGGGCUCGGGCCCGACACGAGCGCGGCCCGCGCGUGGCAUGCUGGGUAAAAAGUGGCCGAGCCACACCGGGAGAGAGCCGAGAGGAGCCGGGGUCAGAGGUCAGGGCCCCAGGAGCCCGGCGCGCAGAGCUCCCCCACGUGAACGCAGCGAGCGGGAGGAACCUUUUUGUUUUCCACCGCGCCAGCAUGCUCCCCUAUUGACCGGGCUGCUGGAAAGAGAGGCGCUGCCUAGCGGCUCCCAGCCCGCCCCACCCCCCCCCCUCCACUGCCGACACACAGCCCAACUCUUCUCCCCUUCCCCUCCACUCAUCCCAGCCCCCCGCACGGGGCUGGCAAGAACGCAGUAAAUUUGCUUUAACAACAAGUGGGGGUGGUUGCAUUUACUCCUCCCUCUCGUCUCUCCUCCUCUCCCCCCCCCCUCCUCGCCGCGGCUCUUGACACUACUACAAACCAGCACUAUAAACAUAAACAUGUGUCACUGUAACAGGGCAGGUAAUAUACGCCUUUUGAGGUGGGGUGGGGUGGAUGGGGGCUUGGUCGCUGCUUGGGGGGCAGUAAAAAAAAAAAUCAUGUUUCACGUGCUCGACGUCUUUGAGGGCUCCCCCCACACGCCGAUCCAUUUAUAUAGAAUGCAGAGAGCGCCCAGUCACUUAGUCACACAGACCCACAAAAGCAGACUUGCCAAUAAUCAGAGUACCCCCAAAGCAAAUAUAUUUAAAUACCAUCCCUCUCCUCCCUCAGCCACCGCUGCCAUUUCUUCCAUUAGCAAGCAGUAGCGUCAAUAAUUGAAUCCUCUUUCCUUUUAAAAAUACUUUUUUUUUUUUAGGAUAGCGAUAGAAAUCAACUUUAGACCUAAAUCGAACACCACUCUCUUUCCUACUACACAGUCUGCGCAGAGAUUCCUUCAAACAACGAGAAAGGCUGUUUAAAAACUGAGUUCGAGACCUAGUAUGCAAAGGUUAUUUCCUGGGCUGUGCCUUCACGCGUUUUCCAACUUCUGCAAGUUGCCGCGCCAGGCGGAGUGCAGAUUCGCCACCCGCAAGGCUUUAUUAUUAUUUAGCCUAUUUAGACUGCCUCUCAACUUUUCUCUCAUUCUUAGUUCAACGACCAUAGCAAUCUACAACUUAAGAUAGAGUAAGGCGAAUCCCUGUACAAGCUUGAGGCUUGAAACCCAGGAGAAUCAGAAAAUGUUCAGAUGAGGAAGUGGUUCCCUUUGUUCUUUCAUUGUUUCUCUACCAACUGGUGGAUACAAGGACAAACACUUACCUUCUCUUCUUUUUCCUCCAAAAACCAGACGCUCCCAUCGGCCUUAAAAUACACAAUCCACCUUGAAAGUAACUAGGAACGUCGGGAGAGUUUGUAUUCCAUUCUUUUUCGCUCUCUGCCCUCUUUUAGCGUAGGAUUAAGUUGCCGAGCACGUUGCUGCAUGCUGUAGCCCCCCCGCCUUAGUGAAUCGGUCACGUUUAGGACCCUCUAAGUCCACCUAAUUCUGCCAGUAGAAUUGAGGGUAUUGGAUCUCUAAACUUUCAAAGGGGAAGGGGCCUGCAACUCUCCAGAAAACUUGGAAAUAACCUUAAGUUUUUGU
Messenger RNA from Onychomys torridus (southern grasshopper mouse), 2452 nucleotides. Its product is annotated as translation initiation factor IF-2-like. Bases 652 to 1068 code for a protein of 138 amino acids. The transcript has 2 exons. The record is from RefSeq and is a predicted model, not a curated record. Lineage: Eukaryota; Metazoa; Chordata; Mammalia; Rodentia; Cricetidae.